This is a messenger RNA of Paracoccidioides brasiliensis Pb18, 471 nucleotides long. RefSeq lists its product as uncharacterized. Bases 1 to 471 code for a protein of 156 amino acids. The transcript has 2 exons. The record is from RefSeq and is a predicted model, not a curated record.
AUGCUUGUGAGUGGAUAUGCCGACAGCGAUGUUGAGCAGCAUAUACAUAUACAUGCAGCAGUCCGCAGUGGAAUAACCAUGACUGGCUCCAAGGGGAGUAAUAACGGAAAGGCAAGGAGGUCCGACCAAAUCGAAAUUCUGCUUGUCCUACAAUUCACCCGCCUGGAACGCUUGGUUUUUAACUCACAAAAGGUCGCCCAAAAGCACCACCACCUCCCAGUUAGGCCAUGUGAUACGGACUUUAUGCUUAAUGCUUUAGUAAAGAUCGUCAAUCGGUUUUCUUCCCCUAAAUUUCAUAUGGCCAACACUGGAGUCGUCUGGGCAGGGAGACCUUAUGGGGACGCGAAAACCGAACUGGAUGCCAGGAGGAAAUUCAAAUCAGAACUCGAAAAAUUCACUUCGGUUCAUUGCAUAGGUGUCAAGAUGCGCGGCAAAUGGGUAUAUAAAGAGCUAGCCAGAGAGUCAGUGUGA